Messenger RNA from Dunckerocampus dactyliophorus (ringed pipefish), 3343 nucleotides. Its product is annotated as intestinal mucin-like protein. The record is from RefSeq and is a predicted model, not a curated record. Gene Ontology annotation, cellular component: extracellular matrix. Gene Ontology annotation, molecular function: protein binding. The coding region runs from base 840 to 3230 and encodes 796 amino acids. NCBI's taxonomy places the organism in Eukaryota, Metazoa, Chordata, Actinopteri, Syngnathiformes, Syngnathidae. The transcript is spliced from 19 exons.
CAGGACCCACCACAACAACUGUAGGUCCCACAACUACAACACAAUCUACUACCACACCAGCAGGACCCACCACAACAACUGUCGGUCCCACAACUACAACACAAUCUACUACCACACCAGCAGGACCCACCACAACAACUGAAGGUCCCACUACAACAAUAAAAUCAACAACCACACCAGCAGGACCCACCACAACAACUGAAGGUCCCACUACGACAACAAAAUCAACAACCACACCAGCAGGACCCACCACAACAACUGAAGGUCCCACUACGACAACAAAAUCUACCACCACACCAGCAGGACCCAACACAACAACUGAAGGUCCCACUACAACAACAAAAUCAACAACCACACCAGCAGGACCCACCACAACAACUGAAGGUCCCACUUCGACAACACGAUCGACAACACGAUCUACCACCACACCAGCAGGACCCACUACAACAACUGAAGGUCCCACUACGACAACAAAAUCAACAACCACACCAGCAGGACCCACCACAACAACUGAAGGUCCCACUACAACAAUAAAAUCUACCACCACACCAGCAGGAUCCACCACAACAACUGAAGGUCCCACUACGACAACACAAUCUACCACCACACCAGCAGGACCCACCACAACAACUGUAGGUCCCACAACUACAACACAAUCUACUACCACAUCAGCAGGACCCACCACAACAACUGAAGGUCCCACUACGACAGUAAAAUCUACAACAACAUCAGCAGGACCCACCGCAACAACUGAAGGUCCAACUACUCCAGGUCAAACUACAGUAUGCUUCUGUGUUGUCAAUGGCAAGCAUUAUAGACCAGGGGAAAUCAUUCUAGACAUGGAACACAUUGGAUCAGGAGUAUGUCUCACUAUGAUAUGUUCAGAUAUUUGUGAGAUUAAUAAUAAGACUGAGCCUUGCUGGACCACACCCUUGCCAAAACCUACCCCCUCUGUACCUACCUGCCCAGACUGGGAAGUCGCACAAAAUGAGACCUUCUUGCUGUGCAACUGCACUAUGGCAAGAUGCAUUGAAAACAACACAAUAGAAAUAAUUCCCUACGAAUGUCCACCCUUAAAGAAUAUCACUUGUACCAAUGGAAAGAAACCUGUUCUUGUUUCUGAUAAAGACCACUGCUGCCAUCAUUACGCUUGUGACUGUGAAUGUAAAGGCUGGGGAGAUCCUCAUUACAUCACAUUUGAUGGAUUAUACUACAACUAUCAAGGGAAUUGUACUUAUGUCCUAAUGGAGGAGAUUAAACCAAAACAUAACUUGAAGAUUUAUAUUGACAACAUCUACUGUGAUCCCAUUAAACAUGUUUCCUGCCCGCGAUCAUUAAUUAUAUCCUACAUAUCAGAGGUGAUCGUACUCAAGAGUCAAAAUCUUGUUAGAGCAGCAGAGCUGGAGGCAUUCAAAGACGAAAAACGCUUGCAACUUCCCUAUAUACAACAAGGCAUUAAGAUCUUCAAUUCUGGCAUCACCUUGAUUGUGGAGAUUGUGCCAUUGGAAGCCAUUAUUACUUUUGGAUUAAGUGACUUUACAGUCAGUCUACCUUAUAAAUAUUUUGGCAGCAACACACAAGGCCAAUGUGGUACGUGCAACAACAACAAAGCAGAUGACUGCAUGUUGCCUGGAGGGCAGCUAGUGCAAAGCUGUGGCAUAAUGGCUGACUUUUGGCCUGCACAAGAUAUUUAUCAACCAAACUGCCAGAUACCACCUGUGAUACCAACCGAUACACCUGAACCCCCACCCACAGUGACUCCAUGCAAGCCGGACUCUGACUGUGAUCUGCUUCUGAGCAGUGUUUUUGAAGAGUGCCAUCCUUUUGUCGAUCCAGACAAUUACUAUCAAGGCUGUGUUUUUGACAGUUGCCAUGUGUCCAACCCAGCAGUAGAAUGCACAAGUUUGCAGACCUACGCUGCCGCUUGUGCUCAGGCCGGUGUUUGUCUGCACUGGAGGAAUCACACCACACACUGUGAAAGUGACUGUCCAUCUGACAAAGUCUACAAACCAUGUGGUCCUGUUGAACAGCCAACAUGUGAAGACAGUCCUAGUGUACCACCGCUGGACUACAUAACUGAAGGCUGCUUUUGUCCUGAGGGAACAAAACUCUUCAACAAAGAAUCAGGCAUAUGUGUUGAUAAGUGUGGGUGUCUUGAUCCUGAGGGUAUUCCUCGUGAGUUUAAUGAAAGGUUUGAGUACAAAUGCCAAAACUGCAUCUGCGAGGAGACCACCAAGGCCAUAACAUGUGUACCUAAGGUGUGCCCAUCAUUACCUGUAGCCAACUGCACAGCUCCAGGCUUUGUCAUUAUCAACGAGACCAAUCCUGCGGACCCUUGCUGUAGCAUCUUAGUUUGCCGAUGUCACAGCAACACUUGUCCAGUCAUCGACAUGAUGUGUCCAGUUGGCUAUGCUGCAGUUGUCCAUGUGCCGGAGGGAAAAUGCUGUCCAGAACACACAUGUGAACCGAAAAUGGUUUGCAUCCACAAAAAUGCUGUAUACCAGCCUGGUGAUACGGUCCCCGUGGUUCCAUGCCAGGAUUGUACUUGUACCAACGUUGUGGACCCCAAAUCUGGUUUCUUAAAAAUAAACUGCGAGAUUCAGCAAUGUCGAGAAAAUUGUGAACAGGGUUAUAGAUAUGCUGAAGCCAAGACAAAUGAAUGCUGUGGAAGGUGUAUACAGACACACUGCAUCUUAAAUAUUCAUGGAACUGAGCACCUCCUGAAGCAAGGAGAUACGUGGUCACCAUCACAUGAUAUGUGUGAGCAUUACACCUGUGUGAAAAGUAAUGAGACAUUAACAGCUGUCGGCACACACAUUGUGUGUCCACCAUUCCAACAAAGCAACUGCCAACCUGAUACAAUUCAAACUGCAGCAAAUGGCUGUUGUAAAAUCUGUGUGGAGCGGGAGAAGGCGUGCAAGCUGGUGCCCACUAACAAGUAUAUCACACACAAGAACUGUCAGUCUGUUGAAAAGGUAGACAUUCCAUAUUGUGAAGGCUCCUGCAACACUUACACAAAAUACUCAGAGGAGGCGUCCGCUGUGCAGCCUACCUGCUCCUGCUGCAAGGGCGUCCGAUACAGCAAUCGCACUGUAGACUUGCUGUGUUUGAACGGAGACAUGGUUCCUUACUCCUACAUUCACGUUGAUGAGUGUAGUUGCACUCUCAGCGACUGCACCAGACCUGUGGGAGCUCCCGCUAGACGGAGGAGAAGCUUCACUCUUUUGUAAUUUCAAAAUCACAUGUAUGGAUGUUAGGAGAAGACACUCUUCCCUGCCCUUUGAGCCAACAAUCAUCACACUGCUUAUAAAACAAAUCUUUAUCUGCAUUUCCUUGAAUAAAA